Closterium sp. NIES-67 is the source of this 984-nucleotide messenger RNA. Lineage: Eukaryota; Viridiplantae; Streptophyta; Zygnematophyceae; Desmidiales; Closteriaceae. The record is from the annotation of a GenBank genome assembly.
UUUCAGACAGCUCCAGAUCAGUCUCCGAGUCUUCCUUUCGGGAAUGGCGUCCCUUGGGAUUGCCGCCGCCAUGGCUGUUGCCUCCGCCGUCCCACCUCUCUCCGCCAGCGCCGCCUUGACUCGUAAAUCCGACAAACCUUCGAUUCGCUCGCAGUGCAUCGUAGCGCCACGUCAGCGCGCCUCCGUGAAUGCUCCUUCUGCCACGUCAUCGCCCGUCGUGCCACAUCAGCCAGUGCAACAACCGCAACAAUCAUCAUCCGCAUCACCACCAUCAUCACCAUCACCAUCCAUACCAUCGUGCCAUCAUCAUAACCCACAGCAGCCAUCACUCCAGCACCACACAGAUACACAGCGUCACUCACUUACCUCCAUGGCUGCAUGUGCUGCUGCUGUGCUCUCUGCCACUCUGCUCUUGCAGCAGCCGGCUCUAGCCCAGGACUCCGCCCCACCAUCCCCAACAGAAGCAGUGUUUGCUCGCACUUGUGCUGGCUGCCACGCAGGGGGAGGAAACCUGCUUAAACCGGGUGCAGGGCUCUCACUCGCUGACCUCGAAAGGAACGGGCUUUCAUCAGUUGAAGACAUUGCAAGGGUCACGGCGCUCAGCGUUGGCCGCAUGCCGGGCUAUGGCGAGGACUGCAAGCCACGUGGCCAGUGCACGUUUGGCCCGCGCUUGAGUGCUGACGUCAUCCGCCAGCUGGCGGAGUACACCCUGGCGCAGGCGCAGGCAGGGUGGCCGUGACGAUGAGCCUGUUUUCUGAGAAUCUAUUACACCCCAGCAGAUUCAAUAAAUAGCAACAUACCCCGAGAAAAUGCAGGAUGGACUGCCCUCCUGGCAUGUUUACGUUUUUGCAUGUUGGGUGUUUUGUUGUAACAAGGUACCUCUGCUGUCACGUUCCUUGGCAGCUGGGCUGACGUGGCUGGCAGGCAAGAUGAUGCUGGUGUACGAAGUUAAUGCCUAUAUUUGACUAAAUACAGGUUCAAAUA